AUGGCCCAGCUUCGAGGGACCGCGAACCCGGCACCCAAGACCUAUCUCGCGCCAACCGCGCUGAGCCUGAGGAGCGCCCCGCUGCCCCGCCCCUCGAGAGCGGACAUCGGUAGCCUGGGCGGGUACCGGGGCAACGCCGCCACCGCCACCUCCCGGGAGCCCCCCUCCCAAAGCGCACUGAUGCUUUCGGGGCGCCGGCGAGGAGCUCUGCGGGAGUUGCUGGGGCUGCAGGGGGCGGCUCCUGCCAGAUGGCUGUUGGAGGAGCGCGGCGAGGAGCAGUCCCCGGGCGGGCCGGGCGGACCCAGCGGACCAGGCGGAUCCAGCGGCAGCGGACUGUGCCUGGAGCCGCGGGAGCACGCGUGGAUUCUGGCGGCUGCCGAGGGCCGCUUUGAUGUGCUGCAGGAGCUGCUGGAGGCUGAUCCCGGGCUCCUGCUGCGGAGCGACCCAAUCACGGGCUACACAGUGCUGCACUGGCUGGCCAAGCACGGGCGCCACGAAGAGCUCAUUUUGGUGCAUGAUUUCGCCCAGCGCCGGGGGCUGCAGCUCGACGUGAGCGUCUCGGGAAGCGGCGGCUUCACGCCUCUCCACCUAGCGGCUCUGCAGGGCCACGACAUGGUCAUCAAGGUGCUGGUGGGCGCCCUGGGUGCCGACCCCACGCGCCGAGACCACAGCGGCAACCGACCCUGCCGCUACCUGCGGCCGGGCGCGUCCCAGAGUCUGCGGGAGCUGUCAGGGGCCGAGGACCCCGAAACCGCGAGCCGCAGCAAGCGCAAGAACGCCAACAACAACUGCAGCGGCACCGCUGCGUGGACGCUCAAACGGAUCCCGAGCGCGGCUGGCGCGAAGACCGGGAAGACAAACACAAGAGCAGCAGGGCCGGCAGCCGAGGAGAAGGACGCCACGGGCAAUCGCGGGUCGCAUAUUCAAGGCCUUUUCCGCCAGCUGUUCCCUUUCUUCCAGGACCGUUGAGGGCAACGGAGACUGGAGAGCUCAGAGGUCGCGACUCUGCUGCGUGGCCUCAGCCCUUGGUUGUCCCGGG
Messenger RNA from Otolemur garnettii (small-eared galago), 1039 nucleotides. It is a transcript of the gene SOWAHD, whose product is annotated as sosondowah ankyrin repeat domain family member D. The record is from RefSeq and is a predicted model, not a curated record. The transcript has a single exon. NCBI's taxonomy places the organism in Eukaryota, Metazoa, Chordata, Mammalia, Primates, Galagidae. The coding region runs from base 1 to 969 and encodes 322 amino acids. Gene Ontology annotation, molecular function: protein binding.